Molecule: messenger RNA, 977 nt
Organism: Musca vetustissima
Lineage: Eukaryota; Metazoa; Arthropoda; Insecta; Diptera; Muscidae
Product: 32 kDa beta-galactoside-binding lectin-like
Exons: 3
Coding region: 14-973 (319 amino acids)
Molecular function (GO): galactoside binding; carbohydrate binding
Source: RefSeq, a predicted model, not a curated record
CCCCCGCAAUAAAAUGGAACACUUCACCACAGAAUUCAAUGGUACCCUGUCGCAGCAUCUGGAUCGUGGGCAAUAUUUUGAAAUUGAAUUUGAGACUGUGGAGAAUCCCAAAAAAACUCAAAUUGCCUUUGCCAAGACAAAGCUGAACAAAGAUCAGGACACGGAUAUUGGAAUGUUGUUGGUCUUGAAUUAUGUGAAUAACCUGAUAACAGCCAAUUCUCGUUAUGGUGGUGAAUGGGUUAAUGCCGCUGAGGUGCAAUGUGAAAUUGCCCGGCUGUGGCGUGAACCGAUCAAGCUGACCAUUCAUUUGUGGGAGGAAAGUUUCCAUGUGGCGGUGAAUGGUAAACAUCGGAUACGCCUCAACUAUUGUGGCAAUAUUCACCUGCUGCAGGCUCUACAAAUCGAUAAUGAUGUGAGACGUAUUUUGCGGGUGGAUCAUCGUAACACAUAUCCGACCCCAUGGCCUUUGUGGUGUCGGGUACAUGCCCCCUAUGGGGAUGAAGUGAAUUAUUUUAGUUGUGAUGUUCCCGCUCCACCCUAUCAGGGUUUGAUGGUGGUUAUUCGGGUGCGUUGCUUUGGUGAAAGGGGGAGGCUGAAUAUCAAUACGAAGCAUGAAGUGCGGGGCAAGCUGUUCGCUCACUUUAGCAUCAGGUUCGAUGAGAAUUGUGUGGUACGGAAUAAUAUGGUGGAUAAUAAAUAUGGUGAGGAGGAUCGCAAUACAGAUUUUCCAUUUGAUUUUGAUCGUGAAUUCCGCCUGGGCAUCGCUUGUGGAGAGAAGGCAUUCCUACUGGCUUGCAAUGGCAUGAAUAUGGGCCAGUUUGUCUAUCGUGAUACCAGUGAUCUGCAACUGUCCACCGUGGGCGGUUUUAAUAUGUACAGCACCCAAGGUCUAAUGUUCAAGGUUACCGAAUUCGAUUAUAUCCCGCUGAAUGGCCCGGAGUGUAAAUGUUACGAAAGGCAUACAAUACAAUAAAAAU